Molecule: messenger RNA, 3072 nt
Organism: Plutella xylostella (diamondback moth)
Lineage: Eukaryota; Metazoa; Arthropoda; Insecta; Lepidoptera; Plutellidae
Product: tyrosine-protein kinase Wsck
Biological process (GO): multicellular organism development; protein phosphorylation; positive regulation of kinase activity
Cellular component (GO): signaling receptor complex; plasma membrane
Molecular function (GO): protein binding; ATP binding; transmembrane receptor protein tyrosine kinase activity
Source: RefSeq, a predicted model, not a curated record
UAGAAUUACAGUGUUAAAUCUUUUGUUACUCCUGCAGUUGUAUUUACAUUUAUGUAUGUUCAAAUGAACACUACAUACAGUUCAUCUUUGGAAAGAUAAUGCUCUGGCGCUAGCAUUUCUCUCAAACUUUGCGUCAACUUGUUCCUUGUUUGUUAUGUCCAGGUUGUGAGUCAGUGAACAAAAAAACAAUGGGAAAACAGUGGGUGAAGUGUUCCAGCUACAUAGUGUUGUUAGUUUUAGUAAUGAAGUUGACUAGCGGCGACCGCGGCGACUAUAUCGGGUGCUACCGGGCGCGGCUAGACGAGCUGCUGAACCCGCACACCGGCCAGGCCGUGGACGAGUGCCUGUCCGCGUGCGAGGGACACUACUACAAGUACGCGGUCAUCGGCAACGAGUCCACGUGCUUCUGCGGCAACGUGCCGGGGCAGUUCCGGCUGGCGGCGGACGCGUGCGACACCGCCUGCCCCAAGAACGCGACGCAGCGAUGCGGCGGCGGCGGCGGCGGCGCGGCCAGCGUGUACGACACGGCGGUGGCGGCGCCGGGCCCGCCGCGCGCGCUGCGCCUGCUGGCCGCCACGGAGACCACCGCGCGCGUCGCCUGGACCGCCCCGCAGGCGCACUCGCAGAUCUCCGCCUACCUGCUGCAGGCCGUCGUGCUGUCCACCUACGCCGACUACACCCCCAUGCCGCUGCAGUGGAGCGUGCCCAACACCACACUCAAGUCCGAGCUACCCAACCUGCAGCCCGGGUCGGUGUAUAACAUUAGUGUGGCUGCUGUGAAUGAAGAUGAGGAGGGCCCCAACAUCACCAUUAAGGUGGAAACUGAAAUAGGAACCCCAGAUCCUAGCCCCCCUGAUGUUGUGAUUAGGGAAAGGCGAGGAAAUGAAAUGAGAGUACACAUCCCUGAAGCUAAGAAUGUGAAUGGUCCCGUGUCCAUGUACAGGAUUGUGGUGUCCAUCGAGCUGGACCAGCAGUGCUACCUAGUAGAGAACCUUGGCAACUACUCACGCGCACAGGAGCUGGGGCUGCCAUACUACAUCACGGCUGAACUUGACCCAGAUGACAUAAAAAAUGACUUCAUUAUUGGAGAUAAAAGCACAUAUAAUGGGUUCUACAAUGCUCCUCUUCUAUUGACCAAUGAGAUUGGAGUCUUCCUAGGUAUAGUCAGUGAGAAGAACCAUGUGAAGAAAAUAAGAUAUUCUGAAUCAUGUAAGAAAAUUAUUCUGAACAUAAAUGAGCCUGAGGAAGUCUCCCCCAUGGUGGUGGCGCUGGGCGCCGGGAUAGCUAUAGGAGUAGUUCUCUUGUUGAUUGGUAUUGGACUCCUCAUAAUACUGAGGAAAAGGAUUCAUCUGACUAGAAUACAGCGCGGCUCCCAGUCCAUGCCACUGAGCCUCAGUGAGCCGUGCGUGGAGAUAGAGAAUGCAGGGUUCCUGCAAGAAGAAGAUGAACGAGUGGACUACUACGGAAACAUCAAGAGGAACUUAUGGAACAUACCCAGGAACUUGAUAGACAUUGACAUAUCAUGUGUAGUUGGGCUUGGCAGCUAUGGAAAAUUCACUAAGUGCAAAGUACAACAACAUGGUGGCCUCACUCCCGGGCUGGUUCAGGUCAUCAAUGACAGAGAGAUGGAGAAACAGGACAAGAGGCUGAUGCUGCAGGAGCUGGACCUGCUCAUCAAGACCAGCGAGCAUGAGAAUGUCAUCUCCCUCAUUGGUAUCUGUGAGACCAACACCACCCUGUUUGUGGUGCUGCAGGACUGCCGGCAGACCCUGAAAGAGAUGCUCAUACAGAGCAGGCACAGGGACCUUCAGAACAACAAAUUCUGCCUUGUGCCUGAGAGCAGAUUGCUUCAGAUAUGCUGUGAUGUAGCACGAGGCCUGGAGUACUUGCACAGCAAGAAGAUUUUCCACAAGAGGUUGUGCUGUCGUAACAUAAGUCUGACGGAGGGCGGCGCGGCCAAGGUGUCCGGGUUCGGGCUGGCGCACGCGCGGCCGCUGCACGAGACGCCGGACUACACGCGCUGGACGGCGCACGAGAUGCUGCGGCAGUCGCGCUUCCACGCGGGCGCCGACGUGUGGUCGCUGGGCGUGCUGCUGUGGGAGGCGCUGGCGGUGGGCGCCACGCCCUACGCGCACUCGGCGGGCGCGGACGUGGCGGGGCGCGUGCUGCGCGGCGUGCGCCCGCCGCAGCCCAGCUACGUGGCUGACGAGCUGUUCCAGGUGGCGCUGCAGUGCUGGCAGGUGGACCCGGCGGAGCGCCCCGCCGCGCCCGCGCUGCGCCGCGACCUGGCCGCGCUGGCCGCCGCGCCCGGCGCCGCCUGCCUCAGCUUCACGCACUACAGCGGCUUCGAGUUCGAACCUUACGUGCCAGAGUACGAAAUUGUCUCGUAGCCUCCUUCCAAACGUGAUAUGGAAUAGGUUUUUUUUAUAAUUUCUACUAGUAUCUAAGUAACAGUUUAUGAAACUAUUUUAGAAUCUCAUUUUAUGAGCACAAGCAUACUUAUAAGUUACGAUAAGUAACCAAAGAUAAAGGCCUUGACGUAAUUCGUUAAUGAAGUAGACCAUAAGUUGUAAACUGUAGAGUAAUGUAUAACAAUAAGUGUAAGUGUGCUCUUUUCAGGGACUGACACCUUACUUUUACUAACAUUAUAUUAUUAAGUAAGGUACUAAUGUAUUUUAUUACUUAAGAAGUUUUAUAAUUUACACUUGUGUUCAUGACAUAGAAUUAGGUAUACUCAUAAAGACUCAUACUAAUCAUAUUUUCUUGGCCAUUAUUAUUCUUAAGAGCAUGUUACCUUUACGUUUAGAACUUAUUGUGUAAUGUAAAGGCUCCGACCGAGGAAAAAGCUAAAUGCAAAAUAAGUAACAUACCUGAGUAGCUUACAUGCAACAUAAUUUAACCAAGAGAUUGUAUUUUUAUGUGGUACAUGUGUUUUAUCUAUACGUAUCCUAUUUCCUUGUCAGACCCAAUGGGAAAAAAUUGCGUUUCUUACCGUUCUUACCUCUUAUAUGUAUAAUAUUACUUAAAAAUGAUUAUAUUAUUAAUAUGUAUAAGACAAAGGCAUUUUUGCGC